AGCUCGAAGAGCGCAGCUUGGUGCACAUCUCGUACGCGGAGUGCGGCUCUGCGGAGCACCUCGUUUCGGCCUGUCCAGCUCGCAUCACCUGCGCAAUGGUUGCAGAGGGUUCCCCGAAGGAGCACGAGGACACUCUAACAAGGUGUCUGGCGAACCUUCGCAGCAGCUGCUUCGAGACCUCUGGGCAAGUUGAGGUGCUUCGCUCAGAAAAUCGAGCGCUCAAGGCGCGCUUAGCCAAGUUGGAGCGGGAGGGUUGCAAGGAGGAGGACGUGCUGAGGCAAGUCAACUUGCCUGGCUGUGCCGUGGAGCCGCGGGAGGAGGACCAUCCGAAGACGGGCUCGAAAUUGGAAAUGAAACCGGAAAUCAGCCGGAAGUCGACCAAGACCAAGUCGCUGAUGGGGAUCACCGAGGAUUCCACCCACAUCUCGCUGGGUGCGGCGCGUCUGGGCAUGGUGCAACAAAGAGAUGAGCUGAUGGAGGAGCUAGAGCUCGACCAGGCAAAGAUGCGGCGGAUGAUGUCAGCAAUUGUACCCUCGACUUCUGGAAAGAGAGCGCACAACCUCUUGCAGAAACUCUCAAGGCACAUCUUGUUCAAGUUCGGUGUGAUGCUGGUAAUCCUAGCAAACUCCAUCUACCUGGGCUUUGAUGCUGACGUGCAGGUGAAAAACAGCUUCCAGCGCCUGACCGACGAAGGCCAGGAGACACCCCAUGGUGUCCUGGACAUACUCUUCCCAGCCUUGUUCGUCCUGGAGCUUUGCAUCCGAAUGGGAGCGGAGAAGUUGCACUUUUUCCAAGGUGAAGAGAGGUGGUGGAACGUGUUUGACAUUGUCUUGGUGGCGAACUCCCUGGCGGAGCUGGCUGGGCCCUUGGCGAACUUCAGCUUCCUCCGCAUCCUCCGAGUUUUCCGCAUGGUCAGAAUCAUUCGCAUCGUCCGCAAUGUGAAGGGGCUGAAGUCUUUGCGCACCAUGGUCUUCGCUUUGAUCAACUCCUUCACCUCCUUAUUGUGGGCCUUUUUCAUGAUCAUCUUGAUCAUCUUCGUCUUUGGCGUCCUCUUCUGCCACGGAGUUGCCGCGCACAACUUGAGCUUGGACCCUGAUGACACUAUUGGUGUGAAAGAGGCCCUGGAUUCUCAGUGGGCAUUUGGAAGCCUUUGGGAGACUAGCAUUAGCCUCUUCAGCGCCGUCUCUGGCGGCAAUGACUGGCUUGUGUAUGGCUCACAGCUCAGGCGCCUCAAGCCGACAGAUGACAGCUUGGUGGGAGAGUUUUACUUCAUCACCUUCUGCUUCUAUGUGGCAUUUUGCACCAUUGGCAUGUUGAAUGUGGUAACGGGCAUUUUUGUCGACAGCGCCGUGACAACAAGAACGGAAGACGAGGUGGUCGAUGCGUUCAAGGAGCAGAUGAACUUGCGGCGUCAGGAAGUGCGUAGAAUCUUUACCGAGGCUGAUGUGGAUGGAGUAGGUUCCCUGACCUUUGAGCAGCUCAAGGAGCAGUUCGACCACCCCUGGGUCAAGGCGUAUUUUUCUGGGCUUGACAUUGAUCCCAACGAGGCUGCCAUCAUUUUCACCCUCAUGGAUGCGGAUCACAACGGACGAGUUACUAUCGAGGAGUUCAUUGAGGGCACCAUGAAGUUGAAAGGAUCAGCCAAGAGUGUGGACAUGCUCCUUUUGAUGUUUGACCAAGUGAGGUUUCAGCUGAAGUUCAACAAUCUGUGUUCCUUCCUAGAGGACGAGAUAAAGACAAUCAAGACCGUCCUGCUUCCAGGAGCCCUUGGUGUCCAUCCAUGGCUUCCAGAAAGUUCGGCAGGACAACAACCUGUAAAGAAGCUCUUCGAGCACCAAGAUGUUCCCCACCACGACAUGGGCCACCUGUCCAACGCGUCCCAGGCCAUUCCCUCUGGCGGCGAACCUUCAGAGCUGAAACCUGAGAACGAGGCCAAAUUUCCUUGAUAUGAAGGCCACCUCCCAAGGAGCGGCCUUCAAAUUUUAUUAACUUAUGAUCCUGCGAAAACUGAAUUCCCGGUUGGC
Effrenium voratum is the source of this 2024-nucleotide messenger RNA. NCBI's taxonomy places the organism in Eukaryota, Dinophyceae, Suessiales, Symbiodiniaceae. The record is from the annotation of a GenBank genome assembly.